CUUUUACUUUCAGGGCAGCGAUGGGUUUCAACAUUGGAGAUAUCAUAUUUAGCACCACUUAGUCUACAAAUAUCAUUACCACCAACAUAUCCUUCUACAGAUUCACCAGUAUUUACAUUGUCAUCAUCAUGGCUCAGUCCUGUACACCUUACUGCAUUGUGUCAAAACUUAGAUACAUUAUGGAAAGAGAAUGAUCAUAUGGUUAUUAUAUUCACAUGGAUAGAUUGGCUGGAAAAUAAUGUGUUAAGUUUUCUAGGAUUAGAAGAUAGUGUUAUAAUAAAACCAUUCAAUAAUGAUGAUGUAGAUGAUCCUAGAGCUUUUCCAGAAUCAGUUGAUCUAGGCCAUAAUAUAAUUUCUAUGCUACAAUAUAAUCGCCAACAAAUAGAAGUUGAAUUUUGUCGCAAUGAUCAAGAUUGUGGAGUUUGUUUUGAUAGGUUACCUGGUAAUCAUUUCUAUCGUAUUGGUAAUUGUGGUCAUCAUUAUUGUCGUGACUGUAUGUUAGAAUAUUGUCAAUUACAUGUCAGUGCUGGUACUGUUGAAUCAUUGAAAUGUCCUGAUGCAGAAUGUAAUGAUAUUAUACCACCCUAUAUAGUACAAUCUGUUUUACCACCGAUGGCCUAUGAUAGAUGGGAACGUCUUGUGCUUCAGAAAUCAUUAACUCAUAUGGAAGAUAUAGUUUGGUGUCCAAGAUGUAGUGAACCUGUUAUAAAAGAAGCUGAAGAUUCAUUAAAUUUAGCUCAUUGUGUCUUAUGUUUUUAUUCAUUUUGUACAGAGUGUGAUGAAGUGUGGCAUCAGGUAUUGAUUAUAACUGCAGAAGAUAAACUGAAAAAUUUGGAGCAGAAACCAGGAAAAGUUAAUAAUGAAGCUGAACAAAGAAGAUUUGAGGAAAUGAGAGAGAAAAUUAGGGCAGAGAUUGAAUCAGCCAGACUACUCAAGUUGAAAAUGAGGAAUUGUCCAAAAUGUAAAGCAAAAAUUGAAAAAAUAGCUGGGUGUAAUAAAAUGACUUGUCGAUGUGGCCAAUCAUUUUGCUGGUCAUGUGGUCAGACAUUAGCAGCAGGAUCAUUAGGAUAUUCUCACUUCACCAAUAGU
This is a messenger RNA of Lottia gigantea (owl limpet), 1089 nucleotides long. RefSeq lists its product as hypothetical. The transcript has 7 exons. The record is from RefSeq and is a predicted model, not a curated record. Gene Ontology annotation, molecular function: ubiquitin protein ligase activity; ubiquitin conjugating enzyme binding; zinc ion binding. Gene Ontology annotation, cellular component: cytoplasm; ubiquitin ligase complex. Lineage: Eukaryota; Metazoa; Mollusca; Gastropoda; Lottiidae. The annotation marks the transcript as partial. Gene Ontology annotation, biological process: protein polyubiquitination; ubiquitin-dependent protein catabolic process; positive regulation of proteasomal ubiquitin-dependent protein catabolic process.